Molecule: messenger RNA, 507 nt
Organism: Suillus discolor
Lineage: Eukaryota; Fungi; Basidiomycota; Agaricomycetes; Boletales; Suillaceae
Product: glycosyl transferase
Exons: 3
Coding region: 1-507 (168 amino acids)
Biological process (GO): (1->3)-beta-D-glucan biosynthetic process
Cellular component (GO): 1,3-beta-D-glucan synthase complex; membrane
Molecular function (GO): 1,3-beta-D-glucan synthase activity
Source: RefSeq, a predicted model, not a curated record
AUGGACCCCGGGCCUAUCGGCCAUUUCCUUACGGCCACCCUGAUUUCUACAUCAACAAUAUUGUUCUUAGAAACAUUUUCUAUCCUGGCAUGUCAGUAUUCUUCCGUUGGCACUAUUCUACCUAGCAUGGAUGACUGGUACAACUUGACACCCGUAUUUGACUGGAUUCACUGUUGCAUCAUCAGUGUCUCCUUGCAGUUCAUGAUUGCCUUACUGCCGCUGUUCAUUCAGGAACUAGUGAGACGUGGAACUGGUCAUCCCAUUAUUCGUCUUGGGAAGCAGUUCAUGUUCUUCUCCCCUGUUUCUGACAUAUUUUCUACUCAAAUCUACACGCACUCCAUCAUUAGCAACCUGACUUUCGGUGGUGCCCGAUACAUCGUGACAGGACGUGGAUUCGCAAGUACCCGUAUCUCAUUCAGCAGUCUCUUCUCUCGUUUCGCUGGACCGAGCAUUUACCUGGGCAUGGGGACCUUGACAAGUCUUCUCUAUGUUACUAUGGCACUUUGA